Pyrus x bretschneideri (Chinese white pear) is the source of this 1786-nucleotide messenger RNA. Its product is annotated as reticuline oxidase-like. Lineage: Eukaryota; Viridiplantae; Streptophyta; Magnoliopsida; Rosales; Rosaceae. Bases 65 to 1786 code for a protein of 573 amino acids. Gene Ontology annotation, molecular function: oxidoreductase activity; FAD binding. The transcript has a single exon. The record is from RefSeq and is a predicted model, not a curated record.
GCACCAUAUGCAUAUAUACAGCUUCAAAAAUUGACUAAGGAACCGAUCGAAGUAGCAACUAAACAUGGCAGAAAGAAAUCGAUACACGAUUCAAUCCCCUCUCUUGUUUAUUAUGUGCCUUCUCGUUCCUUGUUUAGCUGAAUUUCCUGCGGACCAAAUCACUUUUUGUUUGACGCUUCAUGACAUCAACAACUUUACCACAUUCCCUAACACGGAAAAUGAGUCUGCAGCUUACUACAAGCUGCUCAACUUUUCCAUCCAAAAUCUUCGUUUCGCUGAUCCUGCCCUUCCUAAGCCAGUAGCCAUCAUACUUCCCGAGAGCGUUGAGCAGCUAAUAAACUCUGUGUCAUGCUCCAGACAAGGGUUGUUGGAAAUCAGAGUAAGGAGCGGCGGACACAGCUACGAAGGGACAUCAUCCGUUGCUGUAGACGGAGCUCUGUUUGUGAUCAUCGACAUGAUGAACUUGAACGGUGUGUCGGUGGAUUUGGAAACCGAAACUGCAUGGGUGGAAGGAGGUGCAACGCUGGGUGAGACAUACCAUGCGAUUGCCCAAGCAAGCAAUCUUCAUGGGUUCUCCGCCGGGUCAUGCCCAACUGUAGGCGCUGGAGGCCAUAUUGCUGGCGGUGGAUUCGGACUCAUGUCGAGGAAAUACGGACUUGCAGCCGAUAACGUAGUGGAUGCACUACUUGUUGAUGCAAAUGGACAACUGUUAGACCGACAAGGCAUGGGAGAGGACGUGUUUUGGGCAAUUAGAGGAGGUGGUGGUGGUGUUUUCGGGAUUGUCUAUGCUUGGAAAAUCCAGUUGUUGAAUGUGCCACAAGUCGUAACUGCCUUCGUAGUGUCUAGAGCUGCUUCUGCUGCUGCAGGAGGAGGAGGCAACGAAAUCUUUAAUCAUAAUGUAGCAAAGCUGGUAGACAAGUGGCAACACAUCGCACCUUACUUGGAAGAUGAUUUCUACAUUUCGUGCUUUGUCGGCGCUGGGUUGCCAGAGGUCAAGACUACUACCGUUACUGCUACUAGUAGUACUAAUAUAUCAGCUACGUUCAAAGGGUUUUAUCUGGGUCCAAGAAGCAGCGCCGUGUCCAUCCUAAACAAAGUUUUUCCUGACUUGGGUGUUGCAGAAGAAGAUUGCGCAGAAAUGAGUUGGAUCGAGUCCAUCGUGUUCUUCUCCGGCCUAAGUAAGGGAAGCUCAGUGUCCGACUUGAAAAAUCGAUAUCUGCAAGGCAAGGGAUUUUUCAAAGCGAAAUCGGAUUACGUUAGGACCCCAAUUUCUUACAGAGGGAUAAGGGCAGCCCUGGAAAUACUUGAGGAGGAGCCGAAAGGGUACGUGAUUUUAGACCCUUAUGGUGGGGUUAUGCAUGAUAUAAGCAGCGAAGCCAUUGCAUUUCCUCACAGAAAAGGUAACCUCUUUACAAUUCAGUACCUGGUGGAAUGGAAAGAAGAAGAUAAUCACAAAAUAAAUGACUACAUAGAAUGGAUAAGAAGAUUCCACAAUGCAAUGACAGAGUAUGUUUCAUGGGGUCCUAGGGCUGCUUAUAUCAACUAUGUUGACCUCGACCUCGGACUGAUGAUGCGGCAGCAGUUUCCUUUAAAUAAUAAUUUGGUUAAGGAUGAUGAAUCUGACGCUGUGGAAAUUGCCAGGAAUUGGGGUGAAAAGUACUUCCUAAAUAACUACGACAGAUUGGUGAGAGCAAAAACACUUAUUGAUCCAACCAACGUUUUCAGGAAUCAACAAGGGAUUCCUCCGAUGUCGUCGUCUUCGUCUUUGGUGGUGCUCGAUCAUUAG